AUGGCGUGGGCUUGCUCGGGAACCUCCAACUCGGAGUUGAUCAACAACAUGGCCGCCAACGGCCUGAUCAACUCCGACCGCGUCAAAAAGGCCAUGCUAGGCGUUAACCGCGCUCAUUAUUCACCCUCGCGCGCCUACGAGGACUCGCCUCAGCCGAUUGGCCAUGCGGCCACCAUCUCCGCUCCACACAUGCACGCGUCUGCCUGCGAAUCGCUGCUUGAGUUCCUCAACCCUGGCGCGAAAGUCCUCGAUAUUGGCAGCGGUUCUGGAUACCUCUCACACGUUAUGGCGGAGCUGGUGAAGCCCAACGGGACCGUCAUCGGUGUGGAUCAUAUUCAGGAGCUGGUGGACCUUGCGAAGAGGAACACGGCCAAGAGCCCAGAAGGCAGGGAGCUAAUGGAGAGCGGCGCGGUGAAGUACAUUACUGCGGACGGCCGGAAGGGCUGGCCGGAAGGCGCGCCUUACGACGCCAUCCAUGUCGGGGCUGCGGCGGCGGAACAUCAUCAAACCCUUGUGGACCAACUGAAGGCGCCUGGAAGGCUGUUCGUCCCGGUGGAAGAGGGAUACAUGCAGCACAUCUAUGUUGUCGACAAGAAGGAAGACGGCAGCGUGGAGAGGAAGAAGCUGUAUGGCGUGCAGUACGUGCCUUUGACAGAUGCACCAAAGCACUCGUAA
Messenger RNA from Diplodia corticola, 675 nucleotides. RefSeq names its product protein-l-isoaspartate o-methyltransferase. Gene Ontology annotation, molecular function: protein-L-isoaspartate (D-aspartate) O-methyltransferase activity. The record is from RefSeq and is a predicted model, not a curated record. NCBI's taxonomy places the organism in Eukaryota, Fungi, Ascomycota, Dothideomycetes, Botryosphaeriales, Botryosphaeriaceae. The coding region runs from base 1 to 675 and encodes 224 amino acids. The transcript has 3 exons. Gene Ontology annotation, biological process: protein modification process. Gene Ontology annotation, cellular component: cytoplasm.